Schistosoma guineensis is the source of this 2025-nucleotide messenger RNA. Lineage: Eukaryota; Metazoa; Platyhelminthes; Trematoda; Strigeidida; Schistosomatidae. The record is from the annotation of a GenBank genome assembly.
AUGUUUGAAAGGCUAUAUGGAUGCACAAUGCAUUCGAUCAACUGGCAACCAUGUUUCGUCUUUCAUUUAUCCAUAUUCGCACUUAGAUUGUUACUCCGGAGAUCAAUUUUUGAGUCCAUUGUCGUCUCAUACUUAUUGUACGUAUCUCUUGGAGGUUGGCGCUAUCAACGCAUCUUUAUUUUAACUUUUCUCAGAGACCUCAUGGGACUACGAUGCAUACUCAUGGUUCAGUUAAAUGUUCUCUGGCUCCAAUGGACGAAACGAACUUUUUCCGACAUGUUUGAAUAUACUGUAAAAAAACGGGGACCAGAAAAUGUUGCUAUUUAUUUUGAGGACCAAGUAUGGACCUUUAGGCAGCUGGAUGCGUAUUCAAAUAAAGUAGCCAAUUAUCUGGCGAAAUGUGGUUUUAAACGAGGUGAUAUAUUACUGCUGUUUAUGAAUUCGUGUCCGGCAUAUAUUGGAAUAUGGCUAGGAGCAACUAAGGUCGGUGUUGCGACUGGUCUGGUAAAUACUAAUCUUUGUAAAGGAUCACUUAUGAAUUGUAUUAAAACGCUGAGUGCACGUGGAAUAGUUGUGGGUUCCUCUUUGAAAGAAGCUUUUGAAACGGUCAAUGAGUAUAAUGAUUUAUCAUUGGAGAUGAUAUGGUUAGUUGAUGAGAAAAGAAGUUUACCAGAAACUGCCUAUUCUAAUUCAACUUCUUCAACGUGUAGCUGGAACAUAGCACUUGCACAAGUUCCACACUGUGCUCCAAUUCCACUUCCACGAAUUGCUAAUCUCCGCGAACAUUUGAUCUACGUCUAUACCAGUGGUACGACUGGUUUGCCUAAGGCUGCUAUUAUAACGAAACUACGCUACACUCUAUUGGUUGUUGGUGCUAAAUACUCAUUUGGUAUUCGGCAAUCUGAUAUUAUAUAUGAUCCUCUACCGUUAUAUCAUUCAGCUGGUGGAAUAUGUGGAGUUGGACAAAUGUUAUUAUAUGGUAAUACAAUUGUAAUCAGAUCGAAAUUCUCUGCAUCACAGUUUUGGUCAGAUUGCGUAAAAUAUAAAUGCACAGUUGCUCAAUACAUUGGAGAGAUAUGUCGUUAUCUUUUAUGUCAACCUGUAAGACCAACAGAUAAACAACAUCAUGUACGAAUUGCAUUCGGUAAUGGUCUGCGACCACAAAUAUGGAAAGCAUUUCAAGAACGUUUCAAUGUUAAACAGAUUGGGGAAUUUUAUGGUGCUACAGAGUCAAAUACUAAUAUUGCUAACAUGGAUAAUAAAUUUGGUGCAGUUGGUUAUGUUUCAAAAAUCAUUGAUGGUUUUUAUCCAUGCUAUAUCAUUAAAAUUGAUGUAGACACUAAAGAACCUAUUAGAGAUCCCAUAACUGGAUUAUGCAUACUGUGUGAACCAAAUGAACCUGGUCAUUUGGUAGCACGUAUUGGUUCAAAUGAUCCUUUUCGAAUGUUUGAUGGUUAUGUUAAUUCGGAAGCUUCCGAAAAGAAAAUUAUUCGAAAUGUUUUACGUAAGGGUGAUUUAUGGUUUGCUUCUGGGGAUUUAAUGUGUUGUGAUGAAUUGGGUUAUAUGUACUUUAUCGAUCGGUUAGGUGAUACAUUUAGAUGGCAUGGGGAAAAUGUAUCCACUUCAGAAGUUGAACGUGUUUUAGAUCAAGCUAUUGGAACAUUAACUGGGACUGUAUUCGGUGUUUCUAUUCCUGGGACAGAGGGGAAAGCUGGAAUGGCUGCUAUAGCAUUAGAAGGAUCAAAACUUACUUCUAUAGAGGAAGAAAAUUUGCUUUGUCGAAUAAAUGAAGAGUUUACAGGGAACUUGCCUUCUUAUGCACGUCCUCUAUUCAUACGGUUGUGUCAAAAUCUGACGAUGACUGGUACAUUUAAAAUUAGCAAAGCAGAAAUCAGUCGCCUUGGUUUCGAUCCAAACAUUGAUCCAAAUGAUCAUGUAUACUUUUUAAAUCCGAAAACAAAAGUUUAUCAACUAGUAGAUCAACAAUUAUUUAAUGAUAUUAAUAAUGGUGUAUUUAUUUUAUAA